Messenger RNA from Staurois parvus, 546 nucleotides. Lineage: Eukaryota; Metazoa; Chordata; Amphibia; Anura; Ranidae. The record is from the annotation of a GenBank genome assembly.
CCCAUUUUAGAAUUGGGUGCCUCAGGACUGUCCAUAAUUUUAAAGGGUGCCUCGGAACUGUCCAUAAUUUUAAAGGGUGCCUCGGAACUGUCCAUAAAUUUUAAAGGGUGCCUCGGGACUGUCCAUAAAUUUAAAGGCCUUGGGACUGUUCAUAAAUUUAAAGGGUGCCUCGGGACUGUCCAUAAAUUUAAAGGGUGCCUCGGGACUGUCCAUAAUUCUAAAGGGUGCCUCGAGACUGACCAUAAUUUUAAAAGGUGCCUCGGGACCGUCCAUAAUUUUAAAGGGUGCCUCGGGACUGUCCAUAAAUUGAAAGGGUGCCUCGGGACUGUCCAUAUUUUUAAAGGGUGCCUCAAGACUGUCCAUAAUUUGAAAGGGUGCCUCAAGACUGUUCAUAAUUUUAAAGGGUGCCUCGGGACUGUCCAUAAUUUUAAAAGGUGCCUCAAGACUGUUCAUAAUUUUAAAGGGUGCCUCAAGACUGUCCAUAAUUUUAAAGGGUGCCUCAAGACUGUUCAUAAUUUUAAAGGGUGCCUCAAGACUGUCCAUAAU